Molecule: messenger RNA, 14909 nt
Organism: Dreissena polymorpha
Lineage: Eukaryota; Metazoa; Mollusca; Bivalvia; Myida; Dreissenidae
Product: centromere protein F-like
Exons: 12
Coding region: 132-11792 (3886 amino acids)
Source: RefSeq, a predicted model, not a curated record
AUGUCGUUGAGCAUGCGCACUGAAACGUCGGCGAAUUUCAAAUUGAAAAUGGCGAUGUCAACAACAUAAAAUUGCGCGAAUGAAGAUCAUCUGAAGAGCGUUGAAGAGCAAAUUUAUAGUUAACCAAUAAGAUGAGUUGGGCAGCGGAGGAAUGGAAGGUGGACCUGUCCCACCAGGCGCGUCAGAAGGUGGAGCAGCUGGAGGGCCAGCUGAACAGGCUGAAGAAGGAGGCUGAGAUGAAGCAGUUCAAGAUUGACAGCAUGGAGCAGGUAAUACAGAAGGAGAAGAAGCGAGUGGAAGACGAGAGGUCAGAGAUGUCGGCGCUGAAGCGUGAGCUGCAGUCCAUCACAGAAUCGUGUCAGGACGUGGAGCAGAGACGGCAGAAGUUGGCCACCGACGUGCUCAGCAAAGACAGCCACAUCAAUGCUCUCAACGGCCAGAUGGCUCACUUGAAGAAGCAGCUCGACAUGGAGGUGGCCAAGGUAUCACAACUGCAUGCCACGGUUGAAAAACAUGAGAUGGAUCAGAUGGGUCACGGGGAUAAGUACGAAAAACUUGUGGCUGAACAUGAAAAACUGAAACAACUCAAUCAGCAUCAGUCCAAGGACUCCACUGCACUUCGCAGUGAGUGUGGAACGUUGAAACAUAAGCUGUUUGAGUUGGAGGAGCAGCUAAACAGCAUGAAGGCAGAGAAUGGGGAUCUGAAAACAAAGAUGAAGGACCAAGGGUCAGUGAAAGAAGCUGAUUACAAACACGUCACAGAGCAGUUGAAACUUGAGCGAGAAAAUAUGAAGAUUUUGGACAAGAAAUUGAGUGAUGAAAUAAAGAACCUUAAAGACUGUAUUGAAAAGAAGGAAAAGGAGCUGGAUAAGGUGAAAACUGAGUCAAAGGCCCAAGUAGAAAAAAUGGCUGCCAUGUUGAAAACAAUUAGUCUUGAAAUUCAAAAUAUGAAAGAGAGCAGCAACAAGAAGUCAACACAGGAUAGUCAGAAUAAAGCUAAACUUGAAGCAGAAGUGGCUGAGUUGAACGAUUUGGCAAAGAAUAAGGACCAAGAGAAUGAAAAGCUUCAGAAGGACAUUAAAUUCUUGCGCGACUCUUUGACAAACGCACAAACGUUAUCAGAAUCUGCGAAAACUGACUUGAAAAAUAAGGAAUCACUUAUUGCCCAACAAAAGGACAAUAUUGAUAAAAUCCAGAAGACAUUAGAUAAGCAGUCAGAGGAGUCAAACGAGAAGAUAAGUAUUCUUGAAAAGAGAAUAAAAGAAGCAAUGACAGAAAUGGACAAUAUUAAAGAUUCAAAGAAGAAUUGUGAAACACAGUUGUCCAAAAAGGAGAGACAAUUACAAGAUUGUGAGGCUAAAAACAUCAAUUGUGAAAAAGAAAAAGAAGAAUUGUCCAAAAAAGUAGUAGGUCUUGAGAAGAUAAAAGAACAACUUGUUUCAACGUUAGCAACACUAAAGCAGGAAACUGAAAGAUUGCUUAACCUGAAUGCAACAUUUAAGCAAGAAAUCAACGAGUUAAAAAAUACAAAUGCUGGCAAAGACAGAGAAAUAAGUCAUUUACAGGCCGAACUUGAUCGGAAAAAUGAAACACUAGAGUCUGUUCAAUCACAGUGCAGCACGUUAAGAUCCAGUUGCAAAUCUCUAGAAGAAACAGUCAGAUCAAUAAAAUGUGAAAUGGAUGAAAUAAAAGCAAAACACGAGGCAGAGUUAGCUGAACAUUGCCAAGGGCUCAAAAAUGCUGAGAAAAGAAUAGAAUCAUUAGUAAGUGAAAAAGAAAAGAUUGAAUCAGAAAAGACCAAGUUUGCUGAAAACGUUAAUUCUUUGGAUAAAAAGAUCAAGGAAAUAGAAAGUGAAAUUGAAAAACUCAAGAUUGAUAACAAUGACCUUCAGAACCAAUUGGAAAGGUCAGAUAAAGAAAAGAAUGACAUUUCUUACAACUUAACAAAACUUUUAAGUGAGCUUACUGAUCUUAAGAGUGUUAAAAUAGAUGUAGAAAAAAGACUUGAGGAAGCAUUAUUCUCAUUAGAAGAGAAAGAGAAAUGUAUAUUAGAUUUUGAGAAGAAGAUAAUAUCUAUGGAUGGGAAUUUAAUUGCGGCAAAUGAAUCAAUAAAUAGUUUUCAGAAGAAAAGCAAUGAUUUGGAGUUGCUCAACAAAACUAAGGAUGAAGAUAUAGCGAUUCUACAAGAGAAGAUGAAAAUAGCUGAUGAACAUCUUUUAAGUGAAGCAAAUAAAGUUCAAGCACAAUCUACUGAAAUUCAGAAACUGAAAGAUGAAAUUACAAGCUUGACAUUUAAUAAUAAUGAAGCAAAAGCGCAAAUGACAGCAACCAUUGAUAAUCUUAAUGGAGAACUGAUUGAAAGGACAAAGGUUAUCACUGAAUUGCAGGCUGAAUUGGCUCAUAAAUCUGGAGAACUUGAAAGAGUUCAAGCAUCUAUGGCUCAUGUACAAAAUGCAAAAUUGGAUCUUGAACUAAAGCUUAGCAGUCUCACUAAUUGCACAGAGGAAUUAACAUUGAAGCUAACAGAACUUAGUUCAGUUCAGGAGAGUCAAAAUGCCACAAUAAUUCAACAAGAAACUCAAUUGAACUCAUUAAAAGAUGCACUACAUAGCAAAGAACUUGCCUUAUCAGAAGUAAGUGCAAAGUCAAACCAAGAAAUAGAGGAGUUGAAAAAUUCUCUUGAAGCUAAAAAUAAUGAAGUAUGCUGUCUAAACAGUGAGUUGACUUCUGCAACACAAAAGCUGAAUGAUUUAUUAACAAAAAAAGAACACAAUGAGACUGUAACUAAAGAAUUGCAAUACAAGCUUGUAGGAUUUGAGAAAGAGCUUGAAAGUUCAAAAUUUGCUAUUGAGGACCUUACAUGUCAAAAUCAGAAACUUAAUUCCACAAAUAGUGAGCUUGAGAAAGAACUUGUCAACAAAAAAGAUGAAAUUAAUAACAUUGUCAAUCAAAAUCAGCAGAUCAGUGUUCAGCUGAAAGAAGAAAAUGUUGAAUUGAAAAAUAUUGUUGAAGGCAAAGACGAAGAAGUUCUUUCACUGAAGGAAGAAGUUAACCAUAAAUUAGAAGAAAUUGAGAAGCUAAAUGAACAGUUUUCAUCAGUGAAAUCAGAAAAAGAUGAGCUUCUGUGUAAGAUUGUUAAGAUUGAAAAUGAAAAAGAUGAAUCAAAAUUUGCAUUGUCAGAGAUGGGAAAGAAGUAUGAGCAAGUGACGAAACACAAUGAAGAAUUACUAGUACAGUGUCAGCAACUUAAGGAUGAUAUGAGUGAUAAUGAUAUGGAGCAAUCCAUUAUUAUUGCGAACCUUAAACAAGAGGUUAGUCAGUUGGUCAACACACUUGAAGCUAAAGAUGCAAGCAUAAAACAGCUUGAAAAUGAAUUAGAACAUAAAACAAAAGAAAUGUCUCAUGUUUCAUCAAAACUUGACGAAAUAACUCUGGUUAAAACUGAUACUGCAUUGAGGGUAACAGCAUUAGAGCAAGAUAAAGAAUCAUUGCAGUUUGCAUUAAAUGAAUCCAAAUUAGUCGAGGAGCAAUUGAAGAAGUCUGAAAGUGAGUUAUUACAAUCAGUUGUUGAGCUUAAGGAUCAGUUAGCUGUAGUUAGAGAGUCUGAAAUGACUAACACUAUUUCAUUGAAACAACAAGUUGAGGAAUUAGAAAACCAGUUGGAAGGUAAGGAAUGUGAAUUGAAUAAUCUAAAAGAAGAAAAAAAACACUUGAUUGACAAACGAGAUAAACUCCAGACGCUCUUUGAUGAUACAGAACAGUCUAGAAGAGACUUGGAAGAGGCCAUGACAUGCUUAAAUAAUAGAUUUGAAGAACAGGAAUUUGUAGCAAAAUCACUUCAAGACAACAAUGACAGCAACAAAAAGGUUAUAGACGGAUUAACUAGUGAAGUUGAAAGAUUGAAGGAAAAAUUGAAUGAUGUGACCAUGGAAUCCACUACAAAUGUAGCAAAGCUUACGCAAGAAGUGUCAGAUGCUAAGAAUGUUAUUGAUGGUAAAGAAGAAUUGAUAGCACAAUUGCAGUCUGAAAUUGAGCAUAAAGCACAGGAAAUAAUUCAAACAGAAAGUGUGCUGUUAAAGUAUCAGCAAGAAAAGGAUGAGGCACUGUCUCACUUGUCUGAAGUGCAAAGGGAGCUUGAUGAAAGCAACUUUAAGCUAAAUGAAAUCAUAAUGGCAAAGUCAGAACUGGAGUCAAAAUUGUCUUUGUUGGAAAAAGAAAUCGUAGAUAUAAAAGAUGAAUAUAGUGAUCAAGCAAUGGAGGAAUCUGUAAACCAAGCCAAACUAAAGCAAGCAAAUAAUGAGCUCCAUAAUUUACUGGAAGGAAAAGACAUUGAAAUAAAACAGAUUGCUUCUCAGGUGCUGAAUCAAGAAAAUCUAUUAGAAAAUAUUAAUAAUCAACUAAAAGAUGUUAAAGCUGAAAAGGAAGAGACUGUUCUAAAACUUAAUGCCUGUGUUAAAGAGCUAGAUGAAAUGAAAUUUUCGCAUCAGACAUUAAUGACAGAAAGUGAAGCUUUGAAGGAGUUAAUAACAUCAUUGAAUGAUGAAAUUAAUAAAUACAAAGAUAAAACACAUGCUAUUGAAAAUGAGAAGCAUGAAAUUGAGGCAAAAUUGCAGUCAGUUACCAGAGAAUUACAAAACAUAGUUUAUGGUAAAGAGGAAGAGAUAACAUCACUUAGACAGGAGUUGAGCCAUAAAGCUGAAGAUUAUGAAAAAAUAAAAAAUGAACUUAAAUCCAUACAUGACAAGUGUAAAAGUAGUGAGCUUGUAAUACUUGAAUUGCAAGACGAAGUGAAUACUCUGAAAUUUUCCAUCCACAAAUCAGAAGAAGCAAUUGCAGAAAAGAAUGGUAAUCUUGCUUUGUUGCAAACUGAAAUACAAUCUCUUAAAGAUGAAAUCAGCGACCAGACAGUUGAAGAGAGCAUAAAUAAAGCAAAUAUGAAACUGCAAUUAAAUGAACUUCAAAAUAUAGUGGAUGGAAAGGUUAAUGAAAUAAGCUGUUUACAACAGGAUGUCUCACAUUUAAGGGUUCAACUUGAAAAAAGCAAUUGUACAAUUACAGAACUUGAGCAACAGAAACUGGACAUGUUGAGUGAACUUACACAGUUACAACAGAUUAAUGAAGAACUUAAAAAUAUUGACUCUAACAAGGAAAAAUGUUUAGAAGAGGCUAAUCAGGAAUUACAGCACACUAAGGAAAAACUUGAAAAAGUUACAAAUAAAAUGACAAGUUUAAAUGACCAUAAAGUUGAAAUUGAAGCUAAAUACAAGACCAUUUUUUAUGAAAAGGAUGGAAUGGAGAGCAGAUUGAACGAAGCAAAAAGUUAUUGUGAUGCGCAGGAAACUAAAAUUGAACAGCUAAGUCAGGAAUUGUCUGCUAGAAAAGAUGAACUUGCAAUGCAAAAGAAUGAAGAUGAAACUACUAAGGUUAAAAUUAGUCAAGAAAUUGAUGGUCUUAAAAAUACUUUGAUUGAAAAUGAAGUUCAAAAACAAGCAUUAGCUAAAGAAAUUGAUCAUUUAAAACAGAACAUUGAACACUUAUCGAAUGAAUUGCAAUCCAUUUCACAUUUAAAAUCUGAAAUAGAAAUGAAACUUGUAUCAUCAGCAGACAGAAUUGAACAGUUAAAUUUGGAAAUACAAACAGCUACCCUUGUUAAUGAACAGCAUCUUAACAAAACUGAAGAUCUUGAGCGUGAAAACAUGUCUUUAAAGGAUAAACUUAAUGACUUGAAUGUUGCAGAGUCAUUAAAGAAAGCUGUCUUUACUCAAGAAAUCGAGGUUUUGAAAACCGAACUGGAACAAAAGAAGACAGAAAUAGAUCUUCAGGGAAAUCAAAUAAACAAAUUAUCAGAAAGUAUUGAAAUUAAGUGCCAAAAUCUGGAGUCAGUAUUAAAGGAAAAGGCUGUAUUGGAACUAAAGGUUGAACACUUGGAAACAGUUAUUGGUGAAACCAACUUCUCCAUGUCAGAAACAGCUAUUAAAUUGAAUGAAAAGACUGCACAUGCUAAUGAACUUGAGAAAAAAAUAUCUGACCUCAAGGACCAUUUGAAUGACAAGAAUGUUGAGAUGACUUCAAGUCAGGCAUUAUCAUCACAGCAAAUUAACGAAAUUCAAAAUUCUCUUGUUAUUAAGGGUCAAGAAAUGGAUCAGCUUUAUGCAGAAUUGACUGUACUGAAAAAACUGAAUUACAAUCUUGAAUCAUCAAAUGAGAAGUUGAAGUCGGAAAUUCAAGAUAAAGAAGGAGAGCUCUUGAGCCUUAAAACUGAGAAGGAUGAAACUAGUUUUCUGAUCAGUAACUUUGAAGCAUUAAAAACAACCCAUUUAGCCAAAGAAGAGAAAUAUCAAAAUGAAGUAAAGCAGCUAAAAGAUGAACUUAACAUUCUGCUAACUGACAAAAAUAAUCUGGAAGCCAAUAUUACCCAGUUAAAAGAAGAAGCUUCUAAUACAUCGGAAGGGAAGGAAGAAGAGAUUGCCAAUCUUAAAGUGCAGUUAAACAGAGAAUUAAAUGAAAAAGCAAAUAUAGUACAACAGCUGGAAGUAUUACAAAGUAACGAAAGCCUGCUAAAAGAAGAAUGCAGUGAAAUGAAAACAAGAUUACAAGAGUUUGAAUUUAAAGUGGAAGAAGAAGCAAAAUUAUUAGAUGACAAAGAAAAAGAAAUUGCACACCUACAACACAAAGUCACUGAAGUAAGUGAUAAAUUAAAAAGUGUACAAUCAUUAUUGGAUAAUGAAAAAGCUGAAUAUUUUGUACAAAUGGAAGAAAUUAAGAAUAUGAAUGAGGGCAAAAAUGAGGAAAAAUUUAAACUGGAACUUGAAUUAAAGCACAAAUCUGAUGAGUGUGAAAAAUUAAUUGAAAGGUUAUCAGAAAUAGAAAGAGACCUUAACGAUAAAAACAACUCUUUGAUUAAAUUGACAAAUAAUUAUGAUGCCAGUGUUUUAGAAAUAGACCGUACAUCAAAACUUUUAGAAGAACAAACAUUAAUUUAUGAAAUAAGAAUACAAGAAUUGGUUGAUAAGAAUGAUAUAAAUUUGAAAGAAUAUUCAGAAGUUGAAAACCAAAUACAAAUAAAGUCUUCUCAGUUAAAAAUCAGCCAGCUUGAAUGUGAACAAAUGCAAGAGGGAAAUACUUUGCUUCAAAAACAAAUUGAUCAACUCGAAAAGGAUAAUGAAUGCCUUGAAAACCAAAUCAAGAAUUUGACGGACAGACUGACAUCUCUUGAUAUGGAGAAAAUCAGUGUCACCCAGGCCCUUACUGAACUGAGAAAUGUUAAUUGUGCCAAUGAAAAUGCAAUGUCAGAACUACAAGAAAGGGCAAGUAUUAUGCCGUCACGAAUUUUAGAGUUGCAAGAUUUAAAUGAUAAUUUGGAAAAAAGGCUUCUCAACAAAGAGAAUGAUUUAGUGUCAUUAAGGCACGAAUAUUGCAGUACAAAUGCAGACUUAACAGAAGCAACUAAGCAAUUAGAAAGUGAGAUAGAAGAAUUGAUUACCAAACUUACUUCAAGAGAAGAUGAACUUAAAUUAAAAGAAAUAGAGACAAACGAACUUCAUAAAAAGUUUGAUGAUAUUGAAGGAAAGCUGAAGGAAAAUGUAGAAAUCUGUGGUUUGCUUGAGGAAGAAAGGAACAGUUAUCAGGGAAAAACAAAUAGUCUUGAAGAAAAAAAUUCUGAACUGUUGAUGUCACUUGACCAAUUGAAAACAGAAUUAAACAAUCUAAGAGCAAUACAUGACCACUCAGAAAAGUCACUCUGCAGUAAAGAAGUUGAGCUGCAGUCCACACAGGUUUUCACGCAGUCCAUACAGGAACAACUUGAUCUGGUCAGUUCAGAUUCUAAGAUUUUGGAGGAGAAAUUGCAAAAAAUGAGUAUUGAAAAAGAGGAAUUAGUUUUUAACCUGCAACAAUUAAAAAUAGCAAAUGAACUUCUUAAUAUUGAGAUAAAAGAAAGAGAUAACAAGCAGUCAAAUUUAGAGGACGAGUCAAAUGAAAAGAUUCAAGAAUUUCAGGACAAAAUCUUUAAACAUGAAAAUACAAUAAGAAAUCGAGAUGAACAGAUUGCUCUAAUGGAAGAUGAGAUCAAACAGUUCCAAAAAGAAAUUGAAUCUUUAACUAAGCUACAAAAUCAGCUUCAAGAAAAAUUGGAUGAAACAGGAGGACAAAUAUAUGAUUUGAAAAAUGUGAACAGUGGCUUAACAUCAACAAUAUCAGAUCUGAAUAUAGAACUGGACAAAUUAAAAUCUGACUUUAAAUUUGAAGAAUGUCAGAAAGGUGAUAUUAAAAAGAAUAAUUUGACAUUAAAAGAUGACAUUGAAAUUUUGAAACAUGAAAAUCUCAGAACAAGAGAAAUUCUGGACACAAAAGAGAAAUGUUUGACGGAGGCAUUAACACAGUUGGAAGAUUUAAAAUUAGAAAUUGCAAGUAAUGAGAAGGCCAUGGAGGAACAUACAAAGAACUACAAUGAGCUGAAAGAACUUCUUGAAGAAAAAAGAGAGUUUAUUUCAACUCUUAAUAUAAAAAUCACUCAACAGCAAACAGAAAAUACAGAAUUGACAGAUAAAAAUGAAAAGCUGGAAUAUGAGAUUUCAAAAUUUCAGGGUGAAUGCUCUCAAAGAAGUAAUGAAACAGAUGCUCUGCUAGCUGAUUUGACGGAAGCUAAGCAACAGGCUUCUGUAAAUGAGAGAGCAAAAUUUGAGCUUGAACAAGUUUUGCUAGAAAAAGAAUCUGUCAUUAAUGAUCAUCUUAAUAUAAUAAACAAUUUAAAUAUUGAAAUAGAAACAGUUAAAGUUAAGUUGACCGAGUCACAUGGUUCAGUUGAAGAAAGUAGCAAAGCUUUUCAAGAUUUGAACAUACAAGUAGAGCAACUUCAAGCCAAUUACAUUAAACUUGAACAAACUCUCAAACAGACUGAAUCAGAAAAAGAAGAGUUAGAAGGAUUGGUUGAAUAUACAACGGUUGAAAGCGGUUCCAAAGACGAUCAGAUUGAACAACUCAAUGAUCAGCUGAGAGAUUCUGAAAGGCAAGUUGCCGACUUGAAAAAAAGUGUGAGGGAAAUGGAAGCAGAAGCAUCUAAACUGUCUGAUAAAUUAGCAGAAACAGAGGACUGUGUAAAUGUAAUUCAGACAGAAAAGAAAAUUCUUGAGGAGAAUUUCAGAAUGAAAGAAAAAUCCUCUGAAGAAACUUACGGUGUCAUUGAAAGUAUGGAAAAGAACAUUAAAUCAUUAGAAAAUGACUGUGAAAAUUACAAAGAUAUGCUUGAGUCAAUGGAAUUUGAGCAUAAAACACUCGAGGAUAGAAAUGAUGAGCUAGAGAAAAAUAUUGUUAUGCUAGAAAAACAAGUAAGUGAAGAAGUAGAGAAAAAUAAUCAGUUGCAAACAAACUUUCAGUCAGAAGAAACAAAGCAUAGAAAAAAUAUAGAAAGACUUGAAAAAGAACUUGAGAAAAUGAACCAAGAUGGUAAGGAUACAAUAGAUUCAUUGCAAAUGGAGAUAAUUGAUUUAAAGGAGACAAAUACCAAACUAACUGAGACUGAGAAACAUUUGAAAGACGAGAUAAAAUUCUUAAAAUCAGAUAACGACUUUUUGAAAUCUUCCCAAAGUCAACGUGACUUCAGACAGAAUGAAGUCCAAGCAAUUGAAACAGAAUUACAGACUGUGAAGACAGUGAAUCUACAGCUUGAACAGCGUGUGGCUACUCAAGAGCGUGAAAAGAAUGACUUGCUCACAAAGUUCCUGGCCCUAGAAGAUAAACUUAAUGUAGCGGAAAAAGAAGUGAAAUCAUAUCUCUCUCAGGUGAACGAGCUAGAGGUAGUUAUUCAAGAGAAGAAUCAAGCUGUGAGUGUUCUGGAGAAGCAGAUGAAGUCAGUGCAGAAGUCAGAAAGUGAGGCCACCAAAUCUCUCACUAACCUUCGAACUGAAUAUGCCAUUCUGAAGCAGGUGAAUGUAGAUCUGGCUGGUGUAAUAACAGAUCUGCGUGUUGAGGUAUCGAGGCUGCAGGAAGAGAAUUGUGAUCUGAAUGCAGAGCUGAUGCGGGAAACAGAAGUAAGGAACACAGUGACAUGUCUGAAACAGCAGGUGUCAACUCUACAGGACAAUUUGAGGCAGGAAGAAUCUGAAAAGAAAGAGAUAGAGGAGGAAGCCACAAAGUUGAAAGCUGAAGCUGAGAAGCUGAUGGCAGAGUUGGCCCAGGUUUCCAGUCUUGAAACCGAGCUGACCAGACUGAGGACACUGGUUGCAGAGGUGGAAACGAGGGACGCGGAGAUUGCCAGGUUGAGAAACGAGUUGGAGACCAUGUCGAAACAACAGGCUGCUGUGUCCACGUCUGCUGAGGAGGAGAGCCCUGAGAAGCUGAAGGAGACCAUAACAAAACUGCACAGUCGCCUCUCCAUGCUGCAAGCUCAAUUGCUGUCUGAGAAGAAAACGAACACAAAAUACCUGGAGCAAAUCAAGGCAAUUAACACAAACAUUGAAACCAAGGUCUCUGAGAAAACAGAGGAGCUGCAGAGAGCACUGGUCCAGGCGCAGGCUGAGGCUGACACGUACCUCAACAAGUUCCACGCCCUGACCCAGAGAUACUCGCGCCUGGUGGAAUCCAUCCAGCACAGAGACCUCCAGAAGACCGUCUCCAACACGAAAGCCGCUGAUUGUCAUAGUACAGAGACAGAGUCGUCCUCUGAGCCCAAAACUGAGGUUUCUAUGGAAACAAGCUCCACAAAAAACAGUGAACCAAUAGCCAAGAGACUUAGGAAAUCUGACCAUGGAGUACAAAGUGUUAUCACAAAGCUGGUUGAAGCGGAGACGACGCCAAAACGAAAGAGCCCCAGAAGUUUGUCUAGAUCUAAAGGAGCAGGUGCUGUUACAACACCCGAGAUGAAGUCGGACACCAGUGUAUCUGCUCCGUUUAAAGCAGAAACUAUUGCUGCUACCAUGGCUAAGCAGACUUCAAAGCCUUCCUUAAUUAAAGAAAGCUUAUUAGGUGAAGCAUCCGUAAAAAGCAUGAAUGAGUUGGGAUAUUUGAGCAAGACUUUGAACUCUACUGGAAUGCUUUCCACUACUAACUUGAGUGAUAUGUAUGUGAAAAGCAUGACUGAAUCUCAAAAUUUGAGCAAGACAUUGAACGCUACCGGAAUGCUAUCCACAGCAAAGGCAAGCAUACUCGGUGAUGUGUCUGAGAAAAGCAUGAAUGAAUCCCGAAAUUUGAGCAAGACUAUUAAUUCCACCCUAACAAAGGAAAGCAUAUUGAAUGAAUCUCGAGGGAUGGGUAGGACUUUGGACUCUAGGGUGGCUGACAUUGGCCCUGGAGCUAGUGGCGGACCAGCUAGGGUUGCCGUCAAUUCCAACCAGGCAGGGCGGGUGAAAGGGCUAAGAUCCAUUCGAACCACCACCAGCACGGGGUCGGCGUUCAAUCCUGGCCCCUGCGCUGAUCCCAGUAAACCAGCAGUGAAAAAACUGGACACCUCUGUAGUGAAAUCUGUUGACCUCACUUCGCUGUCCUCUGCGGACAACUUGCCUAGGAUGGAAGAGCCAGGAAAGUCACUUGGGAAAAAAGAGGAUGUUUGCGUCUCACCAAAGAAGAAGGCAAGCGCAUUGAGCACCAUCACGAACAGCCCUGUGAAGAAGCCCCUGGCUGUGGACUGCGGCCCCAGCAUCUCGCUGAGCGGGCCCCCUAGAGCCUUGAGCCGCACCAAGUCCCCGCUGAGCCGUACCAAGUCCCCCCACAUGACCAGGGGGCGCGCGCAGUCAAGGCAAGAACCUAGCGCCACCCAGGCCCCUGAAGAUGUGCCCGGGGAUUGUGCUCCCUCUUGAGAGGGGACGUGUAGAUGAUUAAAUAAUUAACCGUGCAAUGCUAAAAAUCAGUCUUAAAACUGGGCUUAUUGUAUGUGAUAAAUGUACAGGCAUCUCUGGGACAAAACUUUCUGCCUAAAUUAUAGUUUUGCUUAGAAGCCGUUAGUGUUAUUCCUGAUUAGCCUGUGUGAACUUCCCAGGCUAAUCUAGAAUGACACUAUGCACAUUCAUGUGUCCAGUUUUCCACAACAAGGCUUAGUUUUAUGCUGUUCAUGGGCAUCAAAGCUUCAGACCAGACUGAUAAGUGGCUGAUAUUUUAUUGUCCCCUACCGGUUUCACCAGAGGGGACUUGUGGUUUACGCUCCGUCUGUCAGUCCGUCCGUCACACUUUUCUGGAUCCUGCGAUAACUUUCAAAGUUCUUUAUAUUUUUUCAUGAAACUUGAAACAUCGAUAGAUGGCAAUAUGGACAUUGUGCACGUCAUUUCAUUUUGUUCCUACAUCAAAAAUUCUGGUUGCUAUGGCAACAAAUAGACUAGAAAUACUGCUGAAAAUGGCGGUUUUCUGGAUCCUGCGAUAACUUUCAAAGUUCUUUAUAUUUUUUCAUGAAACUUGAAACAUCGAUAGAUGGCAAUAUGGACAUUGUGCACGUCAUUUCAUUUUGUUCCUACAUCAAAAAUUCUUGUUGCUAUGGCAACAAAUAGACUAGAAAUACUGCUGAAAAUGGCGGUUUUCUGGAUCCUGCGAUAACUUUUAAAAUUCUAAAUAUUUUUUCAUGAAACUUGCAACAUGGAUAGAUAGCAAUAUGGACAUUAUGCACGUCAUUUCAUUUUGUUCCUAUGUCAAAAAUUGUGGUUGCUAUGGCAACCAAAAAAAUAUAUUCUGAAUGUGGUGGAAUUUCUGACAAUGGUGGUGCUGGUACGGGACACUAUUGCUUGACAAUAGCCUUGUUUGAACAGGUUAUGUUGUUGUUUCUGAGAUUUAGUGUUAUAGGCAAUGUAGUGGACAUAGGUUACAGCAGAUUGCCGUUAAAGAAUGUAUAUAAAAUUGACCAGUUCUUUAUAAUUGGUUAUUUCUUUGGUUUUACUAAGCUCCUGCAAUGUUUAAACACCUAACUGUAUGGUGAUGGAUUUAAAAAUUGUGCUGCUAUGAAACACAUGCUUUUCUUUAUACCUCCUAGUUUUUGUCCUAAAACUUCUAGUAUUUCCUACUGUUCUCCUACAUGUAGUUUAAUGCAUUUUUUGCAACAUUUUUAACCAGGUUUUCCGAAGGAAAAAACUGGUUAUUAGAUUGGCAAAUGCGGGCGGGCUGGCUGGCUGGCUGACGGGCUGGCUGGCGGAAUAAGCUUGUCCGGGCCAUAACUAUGUCGUUCAUUGUCAGAUUUUAAAAUCAUUUGGCACAUUUGUUCACCAUCAUUGGACGGUGUGUCGCGCGAAAUAAUUACGUCGAUAUCUCCAAGGUCAAGGUCACACUUUGAGUUCAAAGGUCAAAAAUGGCCAUAAAUGAGCUUGUCCGAGCCAUAACUAUGCCGUUCAUCGUCAGAUUUUAAAAUCAUUUGGCACAUUUGUUCACCAUCAUUGGACGGUGUGUCGCGCGAAAUAAUUACGUCGAUAUCUCCAAGGUCAAGGUCACACUUUGAGUUCAAAGGUCAAAAAUGGCCAUAAAUGAGCUUGUCCUGGCCAUAACUAUGUCAUUCAUUGUGAGAUUUUAAAAUCAUUUGGCACAUUUGUCCACCAUCAUGGGACGGUGUGUCCCACGAAAGAAUCACGUCAAUAUCUCCAAUGUCAAGGUCGCCACGACUAAAAAUAGAUUUAAAAAAAAAAACACUUACAAAGGGGGUUAAUUUUUUUUGGUCAUUUCAAAAGUUCAGUUUGAGUUUUCUCCCUUUAUCAGAUUUUUUUUUCACAAUGAAAACCUGGUUUUGUGACAAUUUUGUCCCUUGUAUUGUAUUGGAAUGCCUGUCUUUAUAGAGCUUGAGGUUUAAAAAGAACGUCUUAAUGACACAUGAAGUGCAUUGGUAUGUUAAUCUCAGUGUUACAUUGCUUUUAAGUCUGGUAUUUGCAUGUAUAUAUGUUUCUACCCUGCUAGAUUUUGAAACCAAACUUCUAGUGCCAAUUUAAGUUCAUUCAGAAUGUGUUGUAUGAUUGUUUCAAUGUAGGUAUUGUACUGUUUUGAUGUUUCUGAAUUUGUUAAUUUACAUUUCAGUUUGAUCAUCAACAUUUGUUAAUUAUCCUUUUGUCAAAAAGAUCGACAAUGAUUUUCUUAUAUGCACUUGUAGUAUAACUUGUGUUUAGCCUACACAGCAUGUAGAAAAAAGUACACCAGUAAGUAGGAAAAAUUAUUGUUAGUUUCUGAGAAUUAAAAAUGUCUAAUUAUUUGUAUUUCAAAUAUUUAAGUUAAUUCUUAUCAUAUUUGCUUUAAUGUUAUAUAUUCAGAAUACCUAUUGUGUCAUGUCAUGUACACAAUUGCUUUGUAAAUAUGAAUUGCAUAUUGUAGCAAAUGUUCUUGUUAACUGUUUUGUUGGUGUCCUUGACAAUAUAUGUGUUUUUUUAUUAUGCUAUGUAGCCUGAUUUUUUCUAAGGAAAGCUUAAUAGUUAUAACUUAUUUUUUUUUACAUAAUGGCUUAUUGUAAUAUAAUUUAUGGUAUUUCUGUUAGUGUACAGUUAGACGAACAUUCUAUUUAUAUUUAUUUGAAGUAUAUACACAACAAUACCUCUAGCUUCUUUCACUUUAAUGUUUCAAGAAAUAUACAUAAAACAGCCAUACAAAUAUAUGCAAAUGUUACAAGUGAUAGCAAUCAAAUAUGUCUUGUGGUCAUUGCAGUAGGUGACUGACAGAAAACAAACAACACAAUCAAGGCACAAGCCUGCUGUCCUGGUGCAGCUCUUGUUCAUGUCUUGUUUAGUCUAAGCAGGUUUGUUGCUAUCAGACAGACUGCAAUGCGCUCCCUCUUAAUGAUUGUUGUCCGUAUGUAAGUUUUUGUGCAACCAAGUUUUUGUUGGAAAUAACCAACCUAAAUCAAGCAAAUGUAUAUGAACAUGAUUUUACUGGUAAUUCUUUGAAAGGUUCACAUUUGUGUUUCAAUUAUAUAUGUUUGUCAUUUAGUGCUGUUUGCACCCACUAAUAAAACUGCAUACUUG